This is a messenger RNA of Scleropages formosus (Asian bonytongue), 1678 nucleotides long. Its product is annotated as casein kinase II subunit alpha. The record is from RefSeq and is a predicted model, not a curated record. The coding region runs from base 181 to 1359 and encodes 392 amino acids. The transcript is spliced from 14 exons. Gene Ontology annotation, cellular component: nucleus; cytosol; protein kinase CK2 complex. Gene Ontology annotation, molecular function: protein serine/threonine kinase activity; ATP binding. Lineage: Eukaryota; Metazoa; Chordata; Actinopteri; Osteoglossiformes; Osteoglossidae. Gene Ontology annotation, biological process: peptidyl-threonine phosphorylation; regulation of cell cycle; peptidyl-serine phosphorylation.
GACGGGAGGACGCGCUCCUCUUUAACCGCUAAAACGCUCGCCGGACUCCGCUGUGUGCGCGCAGGAGCCGCCAUAUUGUCACCCCAGAAACGCUGGGAGCUCCAGCACAUCCUGCCCAGCCACCAUAACAGCAAAGACCCCAUCUGAGGCAACCGGUGCCCCUACCACCGCAUCUACAGUAUGUCGGGCCCGGUCACAAGCCGAUCCCGAGUCUACCCUGAUGUGAACACACAAAGACCGCGGGAGUACUGGGACUACGAGUCUCAUGUUGUUGAGUGGGGGAACCAAGAUGACUACCAGCUGGUGCGAAAACUUGGCAGAGGCAAAUACAGUGAAGUAUUUGAAGCCAUAAAUAUCACGAACAAUGAGAAAGUAGUCGUCAAAAUACUCAAGCCAGUAAAAAAGAAGAAAAUCAAGCGUGAAAUUAAGAUUCUGGAAAACCUGAGAGGCGGCCCCAACAUUAUCACACUUUUAGACAUUGUCAAGGAUCCUGUGUCUCGGACACCAGCCUUGGUUUUUGAACAUGUAAACAACACAGACUUCAAGCAAUUGUAUCAAACGCUAUCAGACUACGACAUACGGUUCUACAUGUACGAAAUCUUAAGGGCCCUGGACUACUGUCACAGUAUGGGAAUCAUGCACAGAGAUGUCAAACCACACAACGUGAUGAUUGACCAUGAACACAGAAAGCUCCGCCUGAUAGACUGGGGCUUAGCAGAGUUCUACCACCCGAGCCAAGAGUACAACGUCAGAGUUGCGUCACGAUACUUUAAGGGACCUGAACUGUUGGUAGACUACCAGAUGUAUGACUACAGUUUAGACAUGUGGAGCUUAGGGUGCAUGUUGGCCAGUAUGAUCUUCCGGAAAGAACCCUUCUUUCAUGGACACGACAAUUACGAUCAGCUUGUUCGAAUUGCUAAAGUACUGGGCACAGAAGACUUGUAUGACUACAUUGACAAAUACAACAUCGAACUUGACCCUCGGUUCAAUGACAUUUUGGGCAGACAUUCCCGCAAGAGGUGGGAAAGGUUUGUGCACAGUGAGAACCAGCAUCUGGUCAGCACAGAAGCUCUGGACUUCCUGGACAAGCUGUUGCGCUAUGACCACCAGGCCCGACUGACGGCCCGAGAGGCCAUGGAACACCCCUACUUCUAUCCAAUUGUGAAGGAGCAAGUGAGAAUGGGUUCAACCUCGGGGAUAACUGCAAGCAGCACCCCUGUUAGCUCCUCCAGUAUGAUGGCAGGUAUCACAUCGAUGUCGUCAACACAGCCAAUGGGAAACAUUGCUGGGUCGCCUGUCAUCUCAUCUUCAAACUCACUGGGCACACAAGUCCCUGCCGCCACAGGGGCACAGCCAUGAGCUUGGACCCCAUACCACCUCUGUCUCAUGCUCACAAUUUGGCAGUUUGAGACAGGCUAUAUUUUUAUGUUGACAAUUGGAAAAAAUUAAAAAGGCAAAGAUAUUAGGUUUGUUUAUCCAUUCAAAUAAUUAUAUCCUGAAAUUCAGACACACGACAAAAAUUUUACGUUGUGGCUGUGUCUGGGUUAAAAGUAGCCACAAUCUUUCUUGGUGACGGUGUCUAGAAAAGCAACUACACUGUAGAAAUUAAUAAGAAAAAUGGAUAAUAAAAUUUAUUUUAUAUGUCCCUGAAGUAAACUGUUGUUUGGAAUUUUCUGAA